Molecule: messenger RNA, 6954 nt
Organism: Macrosteles quadrilineatus (aster leafhopper)
Lineage: Eukaryota; Metazoa; Arthropoda; Insecta; Hemiptera; Cicadellidae
Product: ras-specific guanine nucleotide-releasing factor 2-like
Exons: 29
Coding region: 91-4473 (1460 amino acids)
Biological process (GO): positive regulation of GTPase activity; Ras protein signal transduction
Cellular component (GO): plasma membrane
Molecular function (GO): guanyl-nucleotide exchange factor activity; protein binding
Source: RefSeq, a predicted model, not a curated record
GGAGGUCGGAGCUGCAACAUGUGAUACGGCCAACGCCGACCACGGUCGCUGCGUCCCCCUGGUCAGCUGAAGUCUGGCCGACGCAGCGCCAUGUUGAGCCCCAAGAUGCAGCGGACGGUCCGCGUCAACGAUAUACAGCUGAUCAUGCUGUCGGAGCGCGCCAGCUACGACCAUUCUGUCAAGGGUUAUCUGCACAAGAAGACAGCUGACAGCACCAAGUGGCAGCUUCGCUACUUCGUCCUCUAUCAGAACAUUCUUUUCUACUACGAUACAGAGUCCUGCAGUCGUCCUUCCGGAGUGGUCCUUCUAGAAGGAUGCUACUGCGAAAGACUGAUCGCUUCAGGAACUGGCAGUAAAAAUAAGGACCUAUCUGAGAAUAAGUACUGCUUCGCCAUCUCGUAUCGUAGAGAAAACCAGCGACAGUAUGAGCUGCGGGCGGCUACAGAGAGCGACUGUAAGAUGUGGAUAGAGGCUAUACGAGAGGCUAGCUUCAACAAACUGUUGCUCCAAAAAGAAGAACUGGAGCAAAAACAUCUUCACUUGCUUCAGAUUGUGGAAAGCGAAAAGACAGCAAAGUGGCAGUACACUCAGCAGUGCGAGGAGCUGGCCUCUGAGAUCAAGAAACUUAGAGCUGAGUUGUGCGCCCUCAAGAAGGAGUGGAGGCCGGUACCGUCGUCCUACAGCAGUAGCAGCAAUGUGGCUGCGGCGACUGCUAGUGGCACCAGCGGGGCGGCACCCAUCUCUGCGGCUACGGCACAAGAGACACUGGAGCUACGCAAGAUCAAGAAGGUCCAGAGCUUCUUUCGAGGCUGGCUGUGCCGACGUCGGUGGAAGCAGAUCGUAGAGCAGUACAUCAAGAGUCCCCACGCGGAGAGUAUGCGCAAACGAAACAGCUUGGUGUUCCGCAUGGUGGAAGCAGAAGAAGAGUAUAUGGAGCAGAUGGAGGUGUUAGUCUCGUGUUUCCUGCGACCAUUCAAGAUGGCCGCCUCCAGUAAGAAGCCUCCGUGUUCUCACGAGGACGUGAACUCCAUCUUCCUCAACAGCGAGACUGUUUUGUUCCUACACCAGAUAUUCCUCAAGGGUCUCACGUCGAGAAUGGAGAGCUGGCCUACUCUUGUACUCGGUGACCUGUUUGACAUGCUGCUGCCGAUGCUGAGCAUCUACCAGGAGUAUGUACGCAAUCACCACUAUAGUCUGCAGGUGCUUACGGAAUGUAAACAGUCGCCACAGUUUGCAGCAUUGUUGGCCAGACUGGAGAAUAAACCUGCCUGUCAGGGAAGAUCUCUGGAGACAUUCCUCACCUACCCGAUGCAUCAGGUGCCCAGAUAUAUAAUCACGUUGCACGAACUGCUCGCUCACACUCCUCACGAUCAUGUUGAACGGAAGAGUUUGCAAAACGCUCGUCAGCAACUUGAGGACCUUUCUCGUCAAAUGCAUGACGAGGUUAGUGAAACGGAAAACUUGAGAAAAAACUUGGCUGUAGAAAGAAUGAUCGUAGAAGGCUGUGACAUCCUGCUAGAUGUCAACCAAGUUUUUGUCCGCCAAGGAAGCCUGAUACAGAUUCCCACUGACAAAUGUAAAUCCCAGCGAAGCCGCUUCGGAAUUAAGUCUGAGAAAGAAGCUCUUCGCCAAUGUUUUUUGUUCUCCAAUCACCUUAUUAUUGCUACAAGGACCUCCGGGGGCAGGCUGCACCUGGUCACAGACGUAGGCAAGAUCCCACUCGCAGACGCCAUCCUCAUCGAAGAUCCUAACGAUCAUGGUGUGAACGAUGAUGAUGACUGCUCAAUGUCCAGCCAUUCCAGUAGCCAUAGUGAAACCUCCAGCACAGGAUGCAAUUUUCAAAACAGAGACUUCAAAAUUAUUUUAGACAUCAAAAGUGGUAACCAGUCGCAAGUGUCUGUUCAUUUGGUGGCGCAUACCCUGCAGGAGAAGGCUGCAUGGGUCAGUGACAUUAGCCAGUGCAUGGACAAUGUACACUUCAACGACCUUCUCCACAGUAGUAUGUCCGAUACCUCCUCCGUAACAAUGCCUCAAUCGAUCAAGAACGACCCGAAACUCUUCAAAGACGAUGUUGACAUUCGAUUCAGCAGAACUCUAAAUUCCUGUAAAGUUCCACAGAUAAGAUACGCCACCCCAGAUAGACUUCUCGAGCGCUUGACAGACUUGCGUUUUUUAUCCAUCGAUUUCCUAAACACGUUCCUGCUCACUUACCGAGUGUUCACGGACAGUGUGAAGGUUCUGGAGGCUCUCAAGAAGGUGUUUUACAACUCAGACCCUCCUGAAGCUCAGACAUAUCCUCCAGGAUCAUUCAUGGAUGAGCUGACAUCAUCGCUACAGCUUUACGACCCAGAGCGGCGUCGGAGCAGCUUCUCCCCUCGUCGCUUUAGCGGAGCGAGCUCGGUCUCGGGUUACGGAUCCGAGAUGUCAGACAGUCGAGAUCGAAGUCACAGCUACGACUCCCAGGCUAUGUUCCCACCCAAGUCACAACGACGAUGCAGCUUUAGAAACAUUGAGGAGGAGCAGCUCACAAUGCCGAAGAUUGUGAAAGACCCGGCAGCCUCGCUUAGUCCUCGACGCAAAGUCAGCAUCCGAGUAGAGGAAGUUGACACCAACACUAAUACUUCUCUGCUAACCAUCCCUUCUACCAUUGCUGGCAGCUCCAGCUCCGAGACUCUCACUGACCAGACGGUGAUUAGUGCUCCAUCAUCUCCCAGCAACCAAUCGACAGCCACUCUCGUACCUUCCUCAGGCUCUGACUCCAGCCAGGACCACGCCAAGGACCAGCAGCUCCCUUCGUCACCUCCCACCACCGACCCCUCGGACCUUCCCUCUAGUCCCAGGGUGACCUCCCCUAAGUCUACGUCACCAUCAAGGACAUCACCCUCCAGAGUCACUUCCCCGUCCAAGACACCUCCGGGGCCUGACGGAGUACCCAAGGAAGCAGAAAGCCGACACGGCCGUAAGAGGUCCAGUUUUGAGAGCAGCCAUCGCAAAAGCAGCACUGUAGGGUUGUCUGAGGACCGAGCUGAUUGGCCAGAUGACGGAGAGAUUCACGGACCUCUACCGUACAGUACUACCUCAUCUCGCUCAGCGUCCAUCGUGAUGCAGAACUACUACAGCGCCCGGCGAUCUCUCGUGUCAAACGCAGACGGAGAAGGCAUCGGAAGUGUUUCACAACGAACGAGUUUUCAGCACGACUCUCCACAACAUUCCAGCAAAGCAGGGGUCGUCAUCACGUCUUUCCGUCAAUCCCAGCGGAGCUUCAGACAUGAGCCGUUGUGGAGCAGCACGUCAACAGCGGCCACAGCGUUUGCGAUUGCAACCUGCGGCAGCAGCAACCCUCGUGACCUGUCGCCUGUAACCAAAGCCCGAGACACUGGACAACGAGGCGGUAGUUGUCGCGACCGUGAACGCAACCGCCGCAAGGAGAGUGUAAUGAGCACCGCUGCGACCAUGCGAGUCCUCAACGUAUUGAGACAUUGGGUUUCCAAACACUCUCAGGACUUUGAGCAAGACAGCCGAUUGAAGAACCUGACGAUCGAGUUUCUAGACGACAUCAUGUACAGUCCCAACCUGUUGCCAGCGGAACACAAGGCAGCAUCUCAGCUGUUACGACUCAUUACCAAGGACGAUCCUGAGAGCUCCAAGGUCGACCUGGACUUGCUGCUGGCUCCUCCGGUGACUCCAAGUAAGGAAAGCAUUGAAACUCUCUCUGCGUUGGAAAUAGCUGAACAAAUGACGUAUUUGGAUCAUCAGAUAUUUGUGGCUAUUAGAAGCGAGGAGUUCCUCGGCCAAGCUUGGAUGAAGACUGACAAAGCAACCAAAGCUCCUCAUAUCAUUCUGAUGACCAGACGCUUCAAUGAGGUAUCCCAGCUGGUAGUGUCUGAGAUUGUCCGAAGAUCCAACAUCAACGCUCGUAUCAACGCUAUUGAGAAGUGGGCCGCAGUCGCGGAUAUAUCACGGUGCCUCCACAACUUUAACGGAGUGUUGCAGAUCUGCGCAGCCUUCACCAACAGUUCUGUGUUCCGGCUGAAGAAGACUUGGGAGAAAGUCUCUAAAACUACAAAACAGACAAUUGAGAAGUUGCAGAACAUAGUUUCCUCCGACGGGCGUUUCCGCAACCUUCGCGAUGCUCUUCACCGUUGCGAUCCUCCCUCCAUACCCUACCUGGGCAUGUACCUCACCGACCUCUCCUUCAUUGAGGAGGGAACCCCCAACUUCACUGAAGAUGGUCUACUCAACUUCUCUAAGAUGAGAAUGAUCGCACACGUUAUCAGAGAGAUAAAACACUACCAACAGACUCCGUACAAGAUUGAGCUGAUCACCAAAGUCACCAACUACCUGCUCGACCCUUCGCUACUGCUGGACGACGACGAGCUGUACAGAAUGUCGCUGGAGAUUGAACCACGAACGUCACGACUCAGCGUAGCCAACAUCGCUACUACCAUGCCUACACCGCCCCCCAGGCCUUGAGACAACGCCUCCUUUAAAAGGUUCAAGUUCAAAGUGUAAAGCUAAGCUUCAGGAAGAGAUGUUGUUGUUGGAGUUGUCAAAUGUUUAUUUGUUUAGAACGGUUUAGUAUAUUUUUAUAGCGUAGAAAAAGGGCUGCUGUAGAUUCUCUUCUGAAGCGGCAAAUUUAGUCUAUUCAACAUAGUAAGCUAGUUUCACAGAUAAUUGCAAAUUGUAAAUUGGAGCACAAUCAAUUGUUAGAUCUCCUAGGAUCGUAGAGUAGCUGUAUUAUACGGUAGCUGUUAAACAAUCAUUGAAAUUGUUCAAGUUUUUGCGAGUAAAGUUCACACACAGAUAUUGUUAGUGUUGAGAAAAUCAAUUGCGCAAAGACGUAGGUUAUAUUGUUAGCAAAUUUGUUUGUACACAAACAAGCAUUUUACUUGUGUUAAAAAGAUUAUUUAAAAACAAAUUUUUUGGUAAUAUUGACAAUAUUUAUAACCUGAAUGUAACCUUAAGUCAAAAAGUUAAAGAAACCGUAUUUCCUCUUGUUUCAAACAAUCUUUUCAGUACAACACACUUCUAAUCUGAAAUCACUUAGAAAAGUUGUUUAAACUGCUGAUACCAUAAAAACUUCUUUAAUUCCAAUUGAACAAAACCAUUUCUUUUACACUUUUUAUGAUAAUUUUCUCAGUUGAGUAGAUCCAGUGCUCGAUUUGCAGGGGAAAGCGGUGGAACGGUGUUCCGGUACCUCUCUUUUGAAAAGAUAAAAUUAGUGGCAUAAAUAGGUACUAAUCACAUUAAAUAGGUUCCAGUUCCGGCAAAUCACAGCAAAUCAAGCACUUAUUAGUAGAUCUCAAAUAAACUAAGUGAUGUGAAUAUUUUUUAAUUAUUUACACACGAUAUCUGAAUGAAUAUUCCCAACUAACUGAAACUGCAUAUUUCCAUCCAUACCAUUUUACAUAAAAAGCAUCCUUAAUAAAUCUGGAUUAUUUUCAAUUUUAGCAAAUUUCCUUAAGUGUUUACCGAAGGUGUUGUGAAGAAGACAAUUUGUUGGAAUUGUAACUGUGUUGCUCUUCUUCCAUAAACAAUGUAGGUAUAAGUUUAAAAAUCGAUAAAAACUCACAAAACUAUACUCUUUAGCCUUAUUUUCAACUCAACAGUGUUUUAAAACAUUUUCACUUCAAUGGUUUUAACAAAAUAAAUCAUACUUUCUUAAUGCCUUGAUUUAGUUCAUACUGUCAUUUCAGAAGUGAUUAUAGUUUUGAAAACUUUAUUUUAUUGUAUAGGUUUCAAUCUGGAAAGUAACAAUGUCACUUUGGUCUAAUAACAACUACGGUAAAAACUUCUUCCCUGGGGAAAUUUACUAAAAUACACAAUAUUCCUCUAAAUAAGCAAACAAAGUUAUUAUCUUCAGAUCUCAAUAUUGCUGUGAUGUCUGUGUGUUUAUCUUUACUCAAUAUUUAGAAUUAUAAUGGACUUUCUCAGAAAUCUCAUCUAAGUAGUGAGUAGUAACUUUAGACAUUUAAAAAUAAUCUGAGAAAACAAAUACAGUAUCCCUGGUAUAAGCUUUUGACUGCCAUUUUAAAAUAUUGUCUAAGCUUAUAUUCUAGAUCACAUAUCUAUAGACUUUAUUUUCAAGCAAUUUAAGACAUAUAAUUUCGACUGUGAUAAUGAAAUCUGAUUGAUCUCCUUAGUUUUUACAAAUGAGUUACUUUAGUUGUGUAUCAAGUAAUUUAAACUGUGUUUGUACCUACCUAAAAAAACCUCGUUUAGUACUCUUAGUUAUUUGUUUUGUGGAAAAUGUUUUAAGUCACAAUGAUAAUAAUUGUGAUUUUCUAAAAUUAUUUUUUAUUCAUACUUUAAGAUUGUUUUCUUUAUUUUCCUUUGUACAGCGAUCCAUUUAUACAGACAUUUAAAAAAGAAGAUUUGUUAAGUCUGUUGCAUACCGAUUAUAUUUUUCAUCUUAAGUAUUGGUAUUUAUAAUGUUUUUUCUUUGAAAUACUAAUUUGUCUCUAAUCAGCAAUACACUCGUUCUGACCUUUUAAAUCAGUUUAAUCUUACAAGACUGUCCACUUAUUAUACUGCCUGAUAUGUAAAAGCUUUAAUGAUUAUUCCAUAUAAUUUCCUAUCGGGCUAAGAUUGUUUUCACUUUAAGUGUCAAAACACACUCAGGUAAUUAACUUGUUGUUCAAAUCAGUUAAAUAAAAGUAUACAAAUAAUUAUUCCAACUGGUUUAGGUUUUAUCUACUUUCGUUUUAGUUUUGAAUUUAUGGUUUUAAUUGUUACUUGAUAUAGGUGAUGAGGAUGUUUUUACCUGAAUUAACCUAAGGCACACUUGAUUGUAGUAUUUACACUGUUAAAUUGCAGAAGUUUUUUUAGUGGUGAGUUAGUGGGGGAAGCUCUUUAAAAAAAUACAUAUUUCUAGCUUCAUAUUCAAUAAGGGAGAAUAUUGCAAUCUUACAGCAUUUCUCUGAUUGAAAUUUAAUUUUACAUCAAAUAUAGAAA